Molecule: messenger RNA, 3195 nt
Organism: Knipowitschia caucasica
Lineage: Eukaryota; Metazoa; Chordata; Actinopteri; Gobiiformes; Gobiidae
Source: the annotation of a GenBank genome assembly
AUGCUGUAUCUCCACUAUAAAAAUCACUGGCGCGUGGACGAGCGAGAGUGCACAAGUCCACAGCACCAGCUCAGCUAUCAAGAGACUGGGGGAAAAUCAAACUUUUGGAUCACAGCACUAGAAAGCAAACCGCAUGAUCGCUUCUCCAGCAACCCAAAGUGUGUAAGCAUCAACCAUCGUGAACAGGGGGGAUCUGGCGUCUCAUCCCACAUAGAGCUUGUGAACCAACAGGCGAAGAUGGAUUCUUCUGACAGUGAGGAACAGACAUUAAACACGUGCAAUAAUAACACAGGCCCAGUUGACAGCACAUCUGAGAAUCACAGCCCAUAUGGGACAGCGGCUCGAAAGAGGAGUGCUCAGGAUGGGGUGCAGGGUGCCCCCGUCAACAAGAGAAAGUCUCUGCUGAUGAAGCCUCGCCACUACAGCCCCACCGAGGCCUGUGAAGAGGAGAGCGAGGACCUGGCAGCUCCGCGGGACAAAGACGAGCUGAGGAACACUGACACUCCAGCAGAUGGAAACUUAAGAAACGGCUGUCACAACAGAGAUUUGCUGGAGUGGUCUGAGGUGCCCUCUGAUGCCUCGCCCCAAUGUGACGAAGAAUCUAGUGAAAAGGCCACGACAGAAGAAAAUGAGCUCAAUAAAAAUGAAGACCAAAAUGAAGAAAGGAUGAGUGGUGCCUCGUCCCCACAUUCCCCGUACAGAGACAUGCAAGAAUCUGAGUGGGACCCUUAUGCACUGUCUGCCAAGCUCAACGGCUCCAGCCCAUCAAGACUGUCUGAGGAACUUUUGCAGAGAAAUGGUCUUCUGAGAGAAGAGCCAAGCUUAUACAGGCCUCAGCCUACAGAGGAGGGGGACAGUGAGGGGGAAACAGAUGCGGACAGGCCGGGCCGACUGGACGGCUGGGCUCUGGGUUUUCAUGAGAAGGCUCUGGAAAUGAGAGGGGGCAGGGUGAACUUCAGCCUGUUAGAACAGGCUAUAGCUUUGCAAACAGAGCAGCGGCAAGUGCUGCACCACGCCUACAGGGAAAUGGACCGCUUCCUCUUGGAGCAGAUGACCAAUGAGAGACGACACCAAAGAAUGAUUGACCUGGAGAGACUUGGCUACCACACAGGCAAAGAUUCGCCACGACCUGAAAAAAGGGACAUCAAGUGCCCGACUCCAGGCUGCGACGGCACAGGUCAUGUGACUGGCUUGUACCCACAUCACAGAAGUCUAUCUGGAUGCCCACACAAAGUCAGAGUCCCACCAGAAAUCCUAGCCAUGCACGAGAAUGUCCUAAAGUGUCCUACACCCGGAUGCACAGGGAGAGGCCACGUGAACAGCAAUCGUAGCACCCAUCGGAGUCUGUCAGGCUGCCCCAUCGCUGCCGCUGUCAAAGUCUCCAAACCUCAAGAAGAGAGUCUGAAAAACAGACAGACACCCGACCGUUCACCCAGAGCCAUUGGUUUGAUAAGGAAGUUUGAGAUGAACCAGUUAAACUACAGGCUCUCUCAUCCAGUAGCAGCCUUGCAAACAAGCCUAACGAAAGAAAUGGACAAGUAUAGCAGAAUCCGCUUUGAUUACGCCAGCUUUGAUGCACAGGUCUUCGGCAAACAGCCACUGAUGGGGAGUAACCAAGAGCAAGAAAUUGCACAUUUCCCUGAAUCCCCUCAGCAGUAUACUGGCUUCCUUGAUGUGUCAGGUCAUCUGCCACACUCAGGCCAGCACAGCCCACCAAGUCAAUUCAAAAAAGAAGAGAGUCUCCAGACAGCCGCUGCGACGGCCGCUAUCCUGAACCUCUCUACUCGCUACAGGAAGAACAUGGAGGUCGUCACAGACCGGCCUUUGGCAACAUCCACAAAGGAGAUGCCCAUAGAGGUGGACGAGAACGGCACCUUGGACUUGAGCAUGAAAAAAAGCAAGGAGCACCCAAAGGCUCCAAUGAAGCAGCCUCCUGAAGAGCUGCCAUCUCCUCUGAACGCUGCGAUGGUCAAGGGUGGAAGCAUGCUCAUCAGCCCGGCGUUCUACAAACCACUGUGUGAACGAGACAGCUGGGAGAGCCACUUUCCAGUCAACUUCAGCAAACCUCACAUUCUGCAAGACGAGGAGGAUUUUGAUCAUGUCUCUCUGGAGGAGCAGCACUACCAGGGAGAUGGCCUGUUGAGCGCCAAAGCCAAGCUGCUGUUAAGAGACGUGAAGAAAGAGCUGCUGAGCUGUCCAACCCCAGGCUGUGAUGGCAGUGGCCACGUGACGGGGAAUUAUGCUUCACAUCGGAGUGUGUCUGGAUGUCCCCUGGCUGACAAAACUCUCAAAUCACUGAUGGCAGCCAACUCUCAGGAACUAAAGUGCCCAACACCUGGUUGUGAUGGAUCUGGUCAUGUGACUGGGAACUAUGCUUCACACAGAAGUUUGUCUGGAUGUCCGCGCGCCAGAAAAGGAGGCUUGAGGCUCACACCAAACAAGGAGGAGAAAGAUGAGCAAGAGCUUAAGUGUCCAGUAAUAGGAUGUGAUGGACAGGGCCAUAUAUCGGGGAAAUACACGUCUCACCGCAGCGCGAGCAGUUGUCCACUGGCUGCCAAAAGACAGAAGGAGUCGUCCAUCACUGGGUUGCCCUUUGCCUGGAAGGCCAAUAAACAGGAACUGCCCCAUUGUCCCCUGCCUGGCUGCAAUGGCCUUGGACAUGCCAAUAAUGUGUUUGCCACUCACAGAAGAUAUGUCAUUUUUGACCUGCUGAACCACAGCUUAUCAGGUUGCCCGCUGAAUGCACAAAGUAUCAAGAAAAAGCAUCCAGAAGAAGAGAUGACUAUCAAAGUGAAAACUAGCAGUGGUGUGGAAAAUAAGGAUGACAUUCAACACUUGGAUCAUGAAAUAAAGGAACUAAGCGAUUCCAACAUGAAAAUAGAAGCUGACAUGAUGCAGCUCCAAACCCAGAUUUCAUCAAUGGAAUGUAACCUGAAGACAAUUGAGGAAGAGAACAAGAUGAUUGAACAGCACAAUGACAGUCUUCUGAAGGAGCUCGCACGCCUUAGCCAAACCCUCAUUAACAGCCUCACAGACAUCCAACUGCCUCAAAUGGGACCCAUCAGUGAGCAUAAUUUUGAAGCCUAUGUGAACACAUUAACUGAUAUGUACAACAACUCGGAGCAUGAAUACUCUCCAGAGUGCAAAGCCCUCCUGGAUAAUAUCAAACAGGCUAUUAAGGGCAUCCAUGUUUAA